AAUCAUCGGGACAACGACACAGGUCAGCAAUGUCGACGAUCUCACAAACCAAGCCCUAAUUUUCUCUCUCUUCAUUCCCCCAAUUUGGGCUCUUGUUCUUUGCAGCCGAAUUUCGGAAAAUUGCCUCAAUUAUUGUUUGUUUUCUGGCUUCCCUUCCCCUUUGUAGGAGGCACGUUUGUUUUAAUUGCAAAGUUGUUCGAAUUCCUCUUUAGAGUUGGAUAAGGAGCGGGGUUUGGUUUCCACUUUCCAGGCGUUGUGUACCUGAGUUGACUCACUGGUCGUAUUGGUCGAGUUUGGGCUCGUUGUCUGUUAGCGAAUGAUUGGAAGUGGAUAAUAGCAAAUCUAGAAGUAAGUUUAGUUUGAAUCAUGAGUAGCAGUGACGUGGAUAAAGCUCCCAAGGAGGGGAAAGAACCAAAGGAGCCAAAAACUCCUUCUGCACAGACUUCCUCUGCAUCCGGUGCAGUUCCUGCUGAUUGGUCUGGGUUUCAGACAUAUUCUCCUAUGCCUCCACAUGGGUUCUUAGCAUCAAGUCCACAGGCACACCCCUACAUGUGGGGAGUUCAGCAAUUCAUUCCACCGUAUGGCACUCCACCACAUCCAUAUGUUGCCAUGUAUCCCCAUGGGGGCAUAUAUGCCCAUCCAACUAUGGCUCCGGGAUCUUAUCCCUUUAGUCCUUUUGCUAUGCCUUCUCCUAAUGGUAUUGCUGAAGCCUCUUGCAAUGUUCCAGGAAACAUGGAGGUAGAUGGAAAGUCAUCCGAGGGAAAGGGGAAACUGCCCAUCAAAAGAUCCAAGGGAAGUUUGGGCAGUUUAAAUAUGAUUACGGGGAAGAAUGACGAAGCUGGAAAAACAUCAGGUGCCACAGAAAAUGGUGUGCACCCUAAAAGUGGUGGGACUGCAAGUGAAGGUUCUAGUGAAGGAAGUGACGAAAAUUCUCAAAAUGAAUCCCAAGAGAAGUCUAGUGGCAGGCCAGAUUCCGCUGAACCACCUCAGAGUGGUGGUGCACCUAAUAAUUCUCAAAAUGGUACAUCUCAUGCAAUGGCAAAUCAAGCUAUGGCUAUGGUGCCAAUUCCAGCACCGGCGGUGGGGGCUGUUAGUGGUGUUCCCGGUCCCACUACCAACUUAAAUAUUGGAAUGGAUUACUGGGGUGCAGCCCAAUCAUCUGCUAUGCCCGCAAUGCGAGGAAAGGUCCCUGCUACUCCGGUAGCUGGAGGAAUUGUCGCUACAGGCUCACGAGACAACAUGCAGUCACAACUUUGGAUUCAGGAUGAAAGGGAGCUUAAAAGACAGAGAAGAAAGCAGUCAAACAGGGAAUCUGCUCGUAGAUCCAGAUUGCGCAAACAGGCAGAAUGCGACGAACUGGCCCAGCGUGCUGAAAGUUUAAAAGAGGAAAAUGCAUCUCUUAGGGCUGAAAUGGCGCGUAUGAAGAGUGAGUAUGAGCAACUCGUUGCCCAGAAUGCAUCUUUAAAGGAGAGACUUGGCGAAGUUAGUGGCGAGGAAGAUCCUAGGUGCAGUAGGGACGAGCAACGGGCAAGCAACAACGAUGCUCAGUAAUAUCUGUGGCCUGAUUAUAAUUGGUGUUGUUGCAGAAUUAGCUUGAUCUAACUUUCCAUGACAGGGAAGCUGAUAUUUAAGUAGUAUGUAGCUAAUAUUCGUCAACGCUGACCGUUUUUAGUUUCCGACGCUGCCCGUCGUUCUCGCUGUGACCAGUGUUUUGUGGCCAGGGAAGACAGGUUGUACGUAGAGGAGAGCUCGUAUAUAUGCUUUACCCCUCAAAUUCUGUCAAAAAGGGGUACUGCACUGCCGUAUUCUUAAUUAAUUUGUAUGUUGCUCAAAAUGUUUGGAUGGGAAAAAGAUAAUUUGGAGAAUAAUCUUCCUAGUAUUAUUGCAUAUGGGAUCAUUCUUUUUCAUUUGCUUUUUUCUUACAUUCUAUUCCCUAGCUUAAUUUAUGUAAACAUUCUCUACUUUAGCUUAUAACAAAACUCUCAUUUGCUUA
This is a messenger RNA of Salvia miltiorrhiza (redroot sage), 1993 nucleotides long. Its product is annotated as bZIP transcription factor 16-like. Gene Ontology annotation, molecular function: DNA-binding transcription factor activity; sequence-specific DNA binding. The record is from RefSeq and is a predicted model, not a curated record. Gene Ontology annotation, biological process: regulation of DNA-templated transcription. Gene Ontology annotation, cellular component: nucleus. The coding region runs from base 367 to 1551 and encodes 394 amino acids. NCBI's taxonomy places the organism in Eukaryota, Viridiplantae, Streptophyta, Magnoliopsida, Lamiales, Lamiaceae. The transcript has 13 exons.